Messenger RNA from Clupea harengus (Atlantic herring), 4633 nucleotides. RefSeq names its product AN1-type zinc finger protein 5. Gene Ontology annotation, molecular function: zinc ion binding; DNA binding. NCBI's taxonomy places the organism in Eukaryota, Metazoa, Chordata, Actinopteri, Clupeiformes, Clupeidae. The record is from RefSeq and is a predicted model, not a curated record.
GAAAAAUGGUACUGUCUAUAUGAACCGCCCUUUCUUAUUUGAGUUGUUGAAGAGGUUUUAACUGCAACAUGGUUAUCCAGUUUUGUGCUUUACAUUAUUUUUAGUUUUAUAUGACUUGUAUGAUAGAAUGAAUUGUUGCUUUAGAGUGACGUCACGGUCGUUGUUUGGAAUGACGGGACCUAGCAGUGGACAGAAGGCCGCGCGCACAGACGGAGCUGAUUAGCUACCAGUGUAUUUCUAAGGAUCAAGGUCGUCGAUUACUGUGUAUUACAGGACUGUCCUCUCCCAUCCCCCUUACCCCUUUUGUGAGACAGAGCAUGGCUCAGGAGACCAAUCAGACGCAGGUGCCAAUGCUUUGCGCUAUGGGCUGUGGUUUCUAUGGUAAUCCUCGCACCAAUGGCAUGUGCUCGGUCUGCUACAAGGAACACCUGCAGAGGCAACAGGGAGGAGGGCGUUCCAGCCCUCCAGGUGAAAAAGCCUCUACGUCGCCGGUGGGGUCCCCGGGAGCUUCAAGUGUGUCUGUGGAGAACAUUCCGGCUCCCGCCACAGAAGGGGCUGUUCAGCCUGAAGAAAGGACGUCUAGUUCACCCAGCCCAGUAACCCAACAGAUGACAGCCAUGAGCAUCUCCCAGGACACUGCUGCUACCGAUUCGGACCGGGCCGACGUGGAUGAGGAAGAGGAGGAGAGCUCAUCUAAAUCGUCAGGACCUGUUGGAGAAUCAGCACAGGCCUCCUCUGACGGAGACCAGACACCCGACAAAAACAAGAAGAAGAACCGUUGCUUUACCUGCCGGAAAAAAGUUGGCCUCACAGGCUUUGACUGUCGCUGUGGCAACCUGUUCUGUGCCAUCCACCGCUACUCUGACAAACACGACUGUCCCUACGACUACCGAGGUGCCGCGGCCGCCCGCAUCCGCAAGGAGAACCCCAUCGUGGUGGCCGAGAAGAUCCAGAAGUUAUGAGGACUGCGAACGAUGAAAAAGAUCGAAAUGAAAACAAACGUUUGACCUGCUAGUUUGGAACAAUGGCGGCACAGAUAAUACCUGAUAAAAUGGCUUCAUUUAUUCAUGGUAGGAUAAGGUGGGUGGGCUUUGCAGUGUUAUGGCCCUAGUCCAGCCGUUCCCUUCACCAGUCUCUCCCUUUCUCUCCUGGAGUGGACGUGUGAAUGAGUGACUGACCAUUUUGUGUGUGUGUGUGUGUGUGUGUGUGUGUGUGUGUGUGUGUGUGUGUGUGUGUGUGUGUGUGUUUGUUUUUGCUUGAGAGUCAGGGAGAGUACAGUCGGGUUUGGUGGACAGUAGUCUGCUUCGGGGAGGGAAGACAUUUAGAUUUUACCCUUUUUCCUUUUUUUUUGCCAGUUGGUUUUCAUGUUAUCCCUCGGCAGUAGUUAUAAGAGACUGGGAUAAGCGAUCCAGGCAUGGACAAAGACUUGGGAGUUGGGAUUGGGAAAAAUCCACGCUAUGGGGAUGUGACAGGCCUGCGGGAGCUUGCUAUGAUAGAGCCAGGCUUUACUACGAUGCUUGCAUACGCAAGAACUCUCAAACAAGAAGCCUAUAUCCAGCCACUGUCACAUCAGCCCCUUCCCCCUUCUCUCCUUUUUUUCUAUUUCUUUUCUUUUUUGUUUAUCUAGUGAAUUAUUCAUUACCAUGUCAGAUAUCCCCAGCCUGUGCAUUUACAGAAACUGUUUGUCUUUGAUAUAUUGACUUAUCAUACAUCAUACUAAUGUGGGGUGCAUGGACAGUUAUCGGAGGGAGGGAGUGGGGUUUGGUGUGUUGAGAGAGAAAGAGAGAGAGAGCGAGCUUUGACAUAAAUGAGUGAGUGAGUUCAGUUUUUUUUUCUCCCCCCUCCCUUUCUGUUUUAAUGAGCGUAUGACUUCAGAAGAUCUAUAUUAAUAUAUUGUAGUUAGCUUGAAUUGUGUGAUUGCAUUCUAUUUAUUUUUUUAUUAUCAUUUGGCUGGUUCUGGAGGAUUGGCAGGAUGUGUCAGGAAAAAAGAAAAGAUUUGUUCUUAGUCUUUUGAUUAUAUUCAACCAUUUUCAUCUGAUUAUGUAACCAUUUGACGAAAUAUAUGUAUACAAAUUCUACUAUGUGAUUAUGAAUAGGGUCCUGUUAAUAUCUUCAACCAACAUAAGGAGCCUGGGCAGAAGUAGACACUAUAUCCCGGAUCAAAGCACAACAUAAUAUAAAAUGUUUCAGUCUAUGAGCACAACAGCAGUAUAAAAAGUGCAAAAAUUGAAGCAUUCAGUCCCAAACCCGAUCUUACACUUAUGGAGGAACUAGCAGGCUGUUGCUUGUGGCAGUGGAUAUGUAGCCUGCAAUGGAUGCAUUGCGGUGCACCUGUUUAACCGUUACCUGCAGAAUCAUGGAACUAAGGGACAACUACAGCAUCUUUAAUCCUUCAUGUUUGAUUUUCACCAGCAGACCAAUGAAUGAUAACCGACAAUUUGUCCUGAGUGUGAUUCUGCUUCCGUUCUAGCCAUGAAUCUGUAUGUAUCUCAACAUGUCAACAGUUGUACUGUACUCUAUGCUUUAACAAAGUCCUCAAGGAAGAUGCAUCCACUUCCAGGUAGUGUAAAGAGGAAGAAAAAAAAAAAAAAAACGUAGAGUUGCAUGCCCAUGCAGACUCGGCUGUGUUUGUUUCUGCUAACCCUGAUUGCAGCUGAAGCUGGACUGAAUCUGGCCACCUUGGAAGGACUCCCUUACUUGAGUGUGCGCCAUUAGAAACAAGCAAGAAUGUAAAAGAUUUGCAUACUGCAUUCAUUCAAGUGCAUGGAGCCGACUCGCAGAACUACAGGCCAAAAUUAAUGACACUGCUAUGCUCUCCGAUGUAAAUACCAUCUGGCUACUAUUCAUUUAGUUUACAGUAUCCUAACGUAGAAUGUUAUAUGGUAAUAUUGGGGGUGGGGUCAAUGAGAUUGGGAAAUGAGAACAUUAAUGUAUGUAUGUGUGUGUGUGUGUGUGUGUAUGUGUAUAGUGUUUGUCAAAUUACCCAUAAGAGCGGAGAGAAGUACAGUGGUGUCCCCAUUUCUAUAUAUUUCUUUCCUCCCAGGUUAUGACUGUGUCCUGUUUCCAGAGGGUGGGUUUCUUUCUUUUCAAAGGGCUGGGAUGUGGGUUAGAAGUGGGUGGGUGUUUGUUUUUAACAUUGUCUUGCCAGGUUUGUCCCCUGUGAUUUCAGAUGUGCACAUUUUCAGUGACUCAUCCAUCAAGACCCAUCUCAAACUAACAACAUUCAUUCUGCUCCAGAAGGGUUUGCCAGAAUUGGCUGAUCAGUGCUAUUGGUCAGAGAACAUAUUUAAAAGAAAAAAAUUGCCAGAGAAGCGAAGGACAUGACCUCAGUCUUUAUUUUCUGAUACUUGUCAAGAUAUUUUGUGUGGCAGGACAUUUACCUCAGACAGGGCAACCAAUUUGCUCGGAUCGUGGAUGCAGAACGGACAAAGAAAGAAAGAAUGAACCAUAAUAAUGUCGUUUCGUUUGAUGGUUUGAGGUCCAUCCGACGUGGUCUGAACCAAAUGACCUUUUAUGGAAACAGGAACGAGCAAGGACUUAAUUUAGACUGAUCUUUGAUUGGGGUGUUAUCCUCAGUUGCGUUGCCAGCUAAAGAAAGACUUAGUGCGAAGACUAAGUGGCUCAGUGACUUGGCAUGGAGGGAGUGAGGUUGCCUGCGCCUGUUUCAGGCAAAGACUGUGGACUGUGCGAAGACAAGGGAUCAGACCCCCCCAACCUUCAUAUCAACGUAGACUCCUCUAGGUAGCAGGUCAAGGAGAGUGUGAAGGACGGCAAAUAACUCUCACUGCUGUUGCUCACUCCUCUCUUAGCUUUAAAGAGGCAUAAAUCCUGAUCCAAUAAUCUGUUUCUGUCCAGAAAAGUAUAUGAUGUGCUUUCAGUGUUGAGGCGAAGUGACUCUGGAUUUGAAAUGCUUGGCUGAACCGUGUGGUAGGCAGUGUGUCAGCCUGUGUUUUGGUUGGUAUUAUUCAAACGGGGACAAAUGUCUUUGAUGUCAUGCGUGUUGCCCCUCUUUGGGCUACGCCUCCUUGGGAAAGAGUUGCACAGGAAUAAUGUGAAUGUAGCCACUGGGGCUGUCAGGAUCCAUGCUAACUGUGCUGUCCUUAGCUGUGGAAUUGACCGUGUCGAGGCCCUGUGGUAGGCGGGCGAGUGGGCAAACAGCCACUAUCCUUAGCUUUUCAUGCGGCCUUCUGUUCUUCUUCUGUCAGCCUAAUUACAUGAUUUGCCCGUCUCAUCUGAUAGCCACCCUCUGCCAGGCAGUCUUUUUAAAAAUCUGGAAGUCCAACCAUCCAUUUUGCACUCAUACCUCUACUACCUUAGAUACCACCAGAGUCCAAGUGCUGCGGAAGCCAUUAUAAGCAACCUUUUGGCUUAACGGGAUCAAACAGUACCCAUACCAAGAGACAUUUCAGUCUUGCUUUCUCUCCUCUGUACAUCAAAACAAUUAAUGACCGUUUGAGUUCAGUGACCUGUCCAGCAGAGAAUAUCAAAAGGCCCAGAGCAACCAGUUCCUUUGACACACCAGUCUCCAGAGACACCUCCAGUUAUAUAUAUUUUUUUCUUUUCAAACUUAGGAUUGUAUGAUGUGCAAGAAUAAGCAUAAAACAAUAAAAUCACAAAGUUUAUUUUAAAUUUA